CGUAGUCUUGCUGUCUAUCUCGUAGCUGAUCUGAGCUCGCGAAUUCCCCCCCCCUCGGACCCGUAAGCUGGAUUGAACUAAAUAAUAUUGUCCUCCCACGACCGCCUCUUUCUUGUCUCUUUCUUCUUGCCAUAUCUCCAAAGGACAUCAACGUCGAUAGUUCACUCCUCUCCGGUGUUAUCCACCGUAUUCCUUCCACAACUCCCCUCAGCGACGAAGCGCCAGUCUUCCCUUGGUCAGGGCCCCUUUCAGAACACCCUUUGCCAGAAUGUCCGCCGUAGCCCAAGGUGUUGCGCAACCCGUGGCGCCUGCCGCGCCCCCGAAGCUCGAAAAGAAGCCGGUCAAAUUCAGCAAUCUGCUGCUGGGCGCUGGGUUGAACCUGUUUGAAGUCACUUCCUUGGGACAGCCUUUGGAGGUCAUCAAGACGACCAUGGCCGCCAACAGGAAAGAUUCGUUCGCAGGUGCUAUGAGACGCAUCUGGGGACGUGGAGGAGUUCUCGGCUACUACCAAGGGUUGAUUCCAUGGGCCUGGAUUGAAGCCUCUACCAAGGGUGCCGUGCUGCUCUUCGUCGCGUCGGAGGCGGAGUAUGUCGCGAAGAGCUUUGGCGCCAACGACUUUGUCGGUGGUAUUUCGGGCGGUAUGGCUGGUGGCAUUGCGCAGGCGUACGCCACGAUGGGUUUCUGCACGUGCAUGAAGACAGUCGAGAUCACGAAACACAAGAUGGCCGCUCAGGGCGUCAAGCCCCCCAGCACUUUCAGCACCUUUGCGGACAUUUACCGCAAAGAAGGUAUUCGUGGAAUCAAUCGUGGAGUCAACGCCGUUGCUAUCCGUCAGACUACCAACUGGGGCUCUCGUUUCGGUCUCUCGCGCUUGGCUGAGUCGGCCAUCCGCAAGGUUACCGGCAAGGAGGAAGGCCAGAAGCUGAGCGCCUUCGAAAAGGUUAUUGCCAGCGGUCUCGGUGGUGGCCUUAGCGCCUGGAACCAGCCCAUCGAAGUCAUCCGUGUCGAGAUGCAGAGCAAGACCGAGGACCCCAACCGGCCGAAGAACCUCACCGUCGGCAAGACGCUCAAGUACAUUUACAGUAAUAAUGGAGUCAAGGGUUUGUACCGUGGUGUUACCCCACGUAUUGGUUUGGGCGUUUGGCAGACUGUUUGCAUGGUUGCAUUGGGCGAUAUGGCCAAAGAAGCUGUUGAGAAGCUCACCGGCGAAGCGGUUACGGCUAAGCAUUAAGGCGUUGGCGGUUCUUUUGUUUACACUUUCGGCUCAGGGUCCGGUCCCGAAACGUGUUGAGUUUUUCUUGUUGACAUUGUCAGAUGUUGUUAUUGUUUUUGUCGUCGUUCAACCUUUGUCGAGUAGCAGUACACCGGCAGGUGGGGCGGACGACUCAGGCAGAGCACGGGGCAACCGAUUGGGAAGACCAGGCACGCGCGGGCCCGCGUGCAUGAAAGCCGUUACAGCGCAACUACCAUAUUUUUUCUAAUUAUCACAACCGUCAUCAUCCUCGACGUCAUCCAUCCCGACUUAUCAGGGAUAAGAGCGGAGGGAAUUGGUGGAAUUUGCCAUUUUAAUCACAGUUUGAAACGAUCGAUAUAAAUCU
This is a messenger RNA of Xylona heveae TC161, 1598 nucleotides long. RefSeq names its product mitochondrial carrier. Gene Ontology annotation, biological process: alpha-ketoglutarate transport; mitochondrial citrate transmembrane transport. Gene Ontology annotation, molecular function: tricarboxylate secondary active transmembrane transporter activity. NCBI's taxonomy places the organism in Eukaryota, Fungi, Ascomycota, Xylonomycetes, Xylonales, Xylonaceae. The record is from RefSeq and is a predicted model, not a curated record. Gene Ontology annotation, cellular component: mitochondrion. The transcript is spliced from 7 exons. Bases 269 to 1231 code for a protein of 320 amino acids.